Molecule: messenger RNA, 1418 nt
Organism: Impatiens glandulifera
Lineage: Eukaryota; Viridiplantae; Streptophyta; Magnoliopsida; Ericales; Balsaminaceae
Product: UDP-glucuronate 4-epimerase 3-like
Exons: 1
Coding region: 49-1365 (438 amino acids)
Source: RefSeq, a predicted model, not a curated record
CGGUCGGUGGUCGGAGAGAAUCAAAUCAAAUAAUCUUUUUGUAAAAUUAUGUCACAAAUGAAGCAACACAAUGCCGACAACAGCCCAUCGUCGCCAGGGAAAUUCAAAAUGGACAAAUCCCCAUACAUUCUUCACAAACUCAGAUGGCACCAUUCAUCCCUCGCAAAACUCACAAUGUGGACUUUCCUUUUUCUCUUCUUCAUCUUCUUCAUUCUCUACAAAUCUCCGUCAUCAUCUUCAACCGAUCUCUCCCGUCGAUCUCUCCGAACAACCUUCUGGGGUGGUUCAGAAUGGGAAAAACGCGUUAGAGAAUCAUCCCGCGUCCAUUCUCGUAACGGAUUCUCCGUACUCGUUACCGGCGCUACAGGUUUCGUCGGCACCCACGUUUCCGUCGCCCUUAAACGCCGAGGCGACGGCGUUCUAGGACUCGAUAACUUUAACGACUAUUACGAUCCGACGCUAAAAAGGGCACGUCAAGCGUUAUUAGAAAACGCCGGCGUUUACGUUGUGGAAGGAGAUAUCAAUGAUUUAACUCUUCUCAAGAAACUUUUCGAAGUUGUUGCGUUUACACAUGUUAUGCAUUUAGCCGCUCAAGCCGGAGUUCGAUAUGCUAUGGAAAAUCCAAGUUCUUACGUUCAUAGCAAUAUCGCCGGUUUUGUUAGUUUACUCGAGGUUUGUAAAUCCGCAAAUCCUCAACCCGCAAUUGUAUGGGCAUCUUCAAGCUCUGUUUAUGGACUCAACACACAAGUACCCUUUUCCGAAACCGAUAGAACAGAUCAACCGGCGAGCCUAUACGCCGCUACAAAAAAAGCCGGCGAAGAAAUUGCUCACACUUAUAAUCACAUUUACGGUCUUUCCUUAACCGGGUUACGUUUCUUCACCGUUUACGGCCCAUGGGGAAGACCCGACAUGGCUUAUUUCUUCUUCACUAGAGACAUAAUGAAAGGAAAACCUAUCCCCAUUUUUGAAGGACCUAAUCACGGGACGGUUGCUCGGGACUUCACUUACAUAGACGAUAUUGUAAAGGGUUGUUUAGGAGCGUUGGAUACUGCCGGAAAAAGUACGGGGAGCGGCGGGAAGAAGAAAGGUGUGGCUCAAUUGAGAGUUUAUAAUCUUGGGAAUACUUCGCCGGUGCCGGUGACUGAACUUGUGAGUAUAUUAGAGAGGCUAUUGAAAGUGAAGGCGAAGAGGUUAUUGAUGAAGAUGCCGAGAAAUGGAGAUGUGCAAUUUACUCAUGCUAAUAUAAGUUUGGCUUCGUCGGAGCUUGCUUAUAAACCGACGACUGAUCUUCAGACCGGCCUGAAAAAGUUUGUCCGGUGGUAUGUUAGUUACUACGGCGAUGGUAAGAAGAGCUCGCAAAGAUGAAUCUAAAUAUGUCUUUCUUGUAUUUACAUCACUGUUUAUUAGCCCGACCCGAA